GUAACGUUUCCGACCCCGAUAUACGCCUUCUUUCCAGGAACCAUGUUGUUAGAGGAACAGAGAUUCCUCCAUGAGGAUCUGGAGCGCCUGGAGCAAGCCAUUUCCGAACGUGUGGCAGAAGACCCGAGAAAUAUUAAAGACAGACUCAACCGGGACCAUCAAGUCAACAAUUUCCUCGCGCGAGUUCAAGAGCAGUCCAAGCGAUUAAUCAACAUCUACAAAGAUGCUGGUGGCGAGCGACUCAGAGAAGUCCAAGGUCUGACGGCGGGAGAUCCAUUCGACGAAUUCUACAAGCAACUAGAGGAGGUCAAGGACUUUCAUCGUCGAUAUCCCAACGAGGCCGUCGAAAAUCUCGAGCGCGCAUACAAGAGGAGACGACCUGAGGAGGGUGAGCCUGUGGUUUCGGAGAUUGACAACAUGUUUACCGGGGAAGAGUCAAACGGUCGCUUCCUCGAUCUCACGUCGCUACACGAAGACUACCUCAAUCUACCUGGUGUGAAGCGUCUCAGCUACCUCCAGUAUCUCGACAACUUUGACGCCUUCGAAGCCCCACGGAUGCCCAUCAAGAGACAGAACAAAGUGACGGAUACUUACCUGAAAUAUGUGGCGGAUCUGGCCAGUUACCUGGAGGGUUUCGUACGGCGGACGCGACCACUGGACGAUCUCCAGAAGAUCUUUUUACGUCUCGACAGAGAUUUUGAGACCUCCUGGGAGGCGGGCACCGUCCCAGGUUGGACGAAAGAAACAGCACCGGGUGCAUCAGCGACUGCUGGUAGUGGACCACAAACAGAAGGCACGGGCGCGGGAAUAUGGUGUUCUGACUGCGAAAAGGAGUUUAGCAAUCAAAACGUGUACAAGGCCCAUUUGACGGGCAAAAAGCACAUUCGCAACGCCGCAGCCAAGAAACCUCAGACACAGACAGCGAAUGGACAAACCACAACAAACCCCUCGGCGGCGAUCUCCCUGUCCGGCACAAAGCUGAAGGAACGAGUGAUAGCGUCCCACGAACACCGCGUGCGGGCACUGGCAGACAUGCUGUCCAACGAACGCAGCAACACGCGGGUCAACGUCGAGCGCAAACAGGGCAUGACGGAGCGAGAGCGGCAGGCGGAACUCGACGCCCUUUUCGCCGAGGACGACGCUGCGGUGCUGGCGGCGUCCCAGCGCGGCCAUCGACUCCACACCGGCGGUGGCGACGACUCCGGCUCGGAGUCCGACGGCGACGAAAAGAUCUACAACCCCCUCAAACUCCCCCUGGCCUGGGACGGCAAACCCAUCCCGUACUGGCUGUACAAGCUGCACGGUUUGGGGGUCGAGUUCACCUGCGAGAUCUGCGGCAACUUUGUGUACAUGGGCCGGCGGGCCUUCGACAAACACUUUAGCGAGGCCCGGCACAUCUACGGCCUCAAGUGCCUGGGCAUCACCGGCGCCGGCACCGGCGGGUUGAGUCUGUUCCGCGAGAUCACCGGCAUCCAGGACGCCCUGGCCCUCUGGGAGAAGAUCAGGCGGGAGAAGCGGGACCAGGAGAGCAACGAGGACAGCGUCGUCCAGAUGGAGGACGGCGAGGGUAACGUCAUGCCCGAGAGGAUCUACCUGGACCUUCAGAAGCAGGGCAUCUUGUAACAAUAGCUUGGAAUUUGUACGGGUCGACGUCGUUGCUCCAACCAAGAAAGUGCCAUUUUGUCCACCAUGCGAACAGACAGGUUAGGAUGGGCUUUUCACAAGAAUUAAUCUGAUACCCCUUUGGAGACCUUA
Messenger RNA from Exophiala oligosperma, 1755 nucleotides. RefSeq lists its product as uncharacterized. Gene Ontology annotation, biological process: mRNA splicing, via spliceosome. Gene Ontology annotation, cellular component: nucleus; spliceosomal complex. The record is from RefSeq and is a predicted model, not a curated record. The transcript has 2 exons. NCBI's taxonomy places the organism in Eukaryota, Fungi, Ascomycota, Eurotiomycetes, Chaetothyriales, Herpotrichiellaceae. The coding region runs from base 43 to 1623 and encodes 526 amino acids. Gene Ontology annotation, molecular function: zinc ion binding; RNA binding.